Trametes versicolor FP-101664 SS1 is the source of this 2025-nucleotide messenger RNA. RefSeq lists its product as uncharacterized. Gene Ontology annotation, biological process: positive regulation of transcription by RNA polymerase II. Gene Ontology annotation, molecular function: protein dimerization activity; DNA-binding transcription factor activity. Gene Ontology annotation, cellular component: RNA polymerase II transcription regulator complex. The record is from RefSeq and is a predicted model, not a curated record. NCBI's taxonomy places the organism in Eukaryota, Fungi, Basidiomycota, Agaricomycetes, Polyporales, Polyporaceae. The coding region runs from base 109 to 1857 and encodes 582 amino acids. The transcript has 5 exons.
CCUCUUGAAUUUCUCCAAAACCAACGGCGGGGCUCCAUCACCGACCCCUCCUUGCACGCUGCCCCGACUCCCCCUGCCUUCUCGUCUGGUGCGGCUGCACCGCCUGCCAUGUCGUCCUCCUUCCGCCGCCCGGACUCCUCGGCGACCAACUUCCCCUCGUCCUCCCACGAGCACAGGCGGUCGAUCUCCCAGUCCCGGCCCUUGUCCCCGUUCAAGUUCGGCGACGCGUCCGCACAGCCGAGCGAGAGUCCCAACGCGCAUCUUAGACGCCUGCUGAGGUCCCCUUCGGCUGAGAUGGGAGACAGACGCACGCCCACCCAAGCCCCGGGUGCCGACAACGGCCGCGAGGGCGGCACGCCGGGAGCUAGGGAGCGUAACGGCAGCGAAGACAGGGCGAAGGGGAACGACCGGAUGGAUGUCGACCGGAACGAGGACGCGCAGCAGCAUGGACAGGGGGCAGAGGGCAACACGCGACCGGAGCACGCUGCUCGAGAUAUGGAAGACGUCGACUACAGCGGCCGCCGCCAGUCUGUGGUAGCAGGCACGAAGCGCAAGAUGUCGUCAGACAAAGGCGUGUAUCCGCCCGGGCCUACAGACAUCGAUCCGCAAUUAGUUGGGCAGGAGGGGAGAGAACCAGAGGAACCAGCGCCCAAACGGCGAGGAUCAGCGAUCGACACGCAGAGGAUUGCUGCGCUGAGCCUGCACGACCGACGAGGUUCAGGAGAUGGACGGGCCGCGGCAGGGUCACCAUGGUGGUCGAAUGACAGACGAGAUUCUGUGUCGUCCGCGUCUGCAUUCACGAACACGCCGUUGACGACUGGCUUCAGUACGCCUGCCUCGGCAGUUCCCGGCGACUCGCCACAUGGCCGACCUCCUGGCGGCAUCGCAACUUUCGCGUGGCCUGCCAAUCCUCACGUUCCUCCCGAUCAGGCUACCCCUCCCGCCAUGCAGCACGAGCCUGCCGUUAAUAUGCAGGGCCCUCCCCAUCCCUUCGACUCGCUCACACAAAUCAUGCCUCCAGUCACCUUCGCCCAGGAUCGCAGAAUGUCUGCGCCAAACAUUUCCGCAGAAAAUCUUCCUGCUCCUCCCUCUACGGGCCCGACGCGCUCCCUCCGCUCUCGCUCGCGUCCCCCCUCACGCGUUCGCACUGCCGACCCAUCGGCAGCCAACGAUCCUGGCCAGGCUUCCCCCGGCUCAAGCGGAAAUGCAGAGGAUGCGUCGUCGUCGCGUGGCGUCGACAAGUCGGGCUCGACUCCGUAUUCGCGUUCGCCCGAGUUGCGGGUGUCGCACAAACUCGCCGAACGCAAACGGAGGAAGGAGAUGAAAGAGUUGUUCGAUGAACUACGAGAUCAGCUGCCCGCAGACAGGGGGAUGAAAGCGAGCAAGUGGGAGAUACUGAGCAAAGCCAUCGACUUCAUUGUUACCCUCAAGCAGAGCCACCAGGAGAUGGGCAGGGAUAUAGACUUGUUGCGGCACGAGCUCGAAGGAUAUCGCCAGGGAAUGCCGCCCCCAUUCGCCGGUGCUCCUCCCCAUCCCGUCGUCUACGCGCAUGGCCCUCCAGUUGGCGUUCCUCCAUAUCCGCCCCCACCACACGGUGCACCCGGUGUUCCUCCUCACCAGCCUCCGCCGCCGCAUACACAUCCGUCUGGCCCUCCGGGACCACCUGGGCCUCCCCCUCCGCACCACCCUCAUCCAAUUCCCUCUCAGCAACAAUCCCAACAGCCUAUGUCUCGACCUGGGUCGUCGCAGAACGCCUAUCCGCCUGGUGCGGCCCCGCCCCAGCAGCAACCCCAACAGCCUACCGUUAACGGCAACGCGCCCCCUGCGGCAGCAGCACGCACGGAUACGCCGACAUAGGAGGUUUGGUCUGUUCGCAGCCGGGACCCCGAACUGUAUCGAUAUGUUUUCUUGUUUCCCUCCCUGGAUCGAGGCUUUCCGUCGUCUGUCCCAAGAGCUGGAGAGACGUCCCGUUUGCCCUCGUGGAGCUGUCGUUGUUGUUGUUGUCGCACCUGCCUAUUAUUCCCC